CCUGCCACUCAGACUGUGUUGUUCCAGUCCUCCAUGCGACAUUGAGGAGGCAUGUCAACCAUGAUAGGCUCACUAUAUCCGGAACCUUCAGGAUCUCAGGCCGAAUCUCGUUCACCUGGCAUGUGCCACCAGCAAGGUUUUCAACUACGUCUGUAUAAAUGCAGCAGUUUGAAUAGAUAACCUGAUAAAGUGUUAUGUUUUGUAGGUGGGUACAUGUGUUGUGUGCCGUGGCAGUGAUGGAGGCACGCUUUGUCAACAUUACUGAGAGAAGUCCUGUGGAUCUGAGUGGAAUCCCUCUGCAGAGAUUUAAACUUAAAUGUUACUACUGUAAGAAGCGAGUGAAAAAGGCCUCUGGUUGCUGUGUGCAAUGCUCUCAUGGUCGCUGUCCCACUGCAUACCACCCAACAUGUGCCCAGGCUGCUGGGGUACUGAUGCAGCCUGAUGAUUGGCCCUUGUGUGUCCAUGUGACCUGCUGUCGGCACAAAGGCCCUGCUCAGAUUGAGCGCAAUAAGGCAGCUAUGCAUGAGCUUACGGUGGGUCAGAAAGUCAUCUGCAAGCACAAGAAUGGCCGCUACUAUCAGUGUGAUGUAGUGCAGCUGUCGAAAGAGACCUUUUAUGAAGUAAACUUUGAUGAUGGUUCCUUCAGUGAUAACCUCUUCCCAGAGGAUAUUGUGAAUCGAGACUGCGCUCAGCUUGGUCCCCCACCGCAGGGUGAAGUUGUUCAGGUGCGAUGGACAGAUGGACUGGUGUACGGGGCCAAAUUUGUGGCUGCUCAUGUUAUUCAAAUGUACUUGGUGGAAUUUGAAGAUGGCUCACAGCUAACAGCCAAGAGAAAUGAUGUCUACAGUCUGGAUGAAGAACUUCCCAAGAGAGUCAAAUCCAGACUGUCUAAAGCAUCAGACAUGAGGUUUGAUGGAAUUUUUGAAGACAAUGAGAUAAUCCAGGAGUCUAAGAGGCAACGAGUGAUCAACUCACGCUACAGGGGGGACUACAUAGAGCCUGUGAUUUACAGAGCCAUCAUGGAGUAGACCCUCACUGCUGGUCAGCCCAGCUUACACACCAGCAGCACCAUUUGACUGAAAUGUUUUCAUGCACCUUAACUUUGCAGCUAGUCUCAGACAAUGUAGCAGAGGAUGGCUUCUUCAGGACCUGCAUGGACUGCUUUCAAAUUCUAACACUUAGUUUCCUUUGCUGGAGUUUGAGGUGAAACAAAAGCUUUUUCUCAUUAGAUUUUUGUAAAGAACUUCAAACAACAAUGGUAACUCGCUAACUCCAAGCACUAGCAUCUCUUUAAAGCCACAUAACAAAUAGCACUGACUAAAUUGUGGAAUUGAAGAUAAACCAGGAGUUGGUGCUGGAAUGUGAAACCAGUGGUUGUACCAAUAGUGUUAAACAACUAGGAUUCAUUUCACAGCCCUUGAGAUGGAACUGAGCAUGCUUAUUAGGAUCAACUUGUUCCUGAUUUAUUUUAGCUUUAACUUUCAAUGGCUGUAAAUACGUUUAACAUCCAGCAUCAUUGGAAUAUUUUCAUCCUUGCCUGCUCCAGAACACACACAUACGCAAUCUAUUAUUCUGAGCUUUUGUUUGACUUCCAGUUCUUUAGCCUUUGUGCCACUGAAACUGAACCAAAAACAGAGGCGAACUUGAUUCAGGAAUAUCUUAAACAUUUCUGGAGAAAUUUCUUUCCCCUGACUUGUGGACAACAUGUGCAACUGCAAGAAGUGUUAAACCUUGUGCUCGGCAGCUUCCAGGCAGGACUGAAACGCUGCCGUUCUAAAUCCAGCUUUCUUUACUUGUGUACUGUGACAAUCAGCGAGGUUCACACCUCUGGAGAAGUAAUCAGGCAACACUUUUACCACAUGUCUGGUAAUUCAUCCUAAAGCUUGUGUAGUUGCUGCUUUUGGUUGUCUCUAUUUUAAGAGCAACAAACCUACCCCCCCCCCCCCUCCUCAGUCACAUCAGCCACCCAGGAUUAAAAUCAUUUUACACACACACCCACACAGUCAUACAUCACAGUUCAGUUGUCAGCCCUGGGUUCAGUGUCUUGUCCAUGGACAUCUGAACCAGGCAACCUCUGUUAAUAAGGUGGGUUUAAAAAUCCAGAUCCCACAUAUUUUCUCACAAUUUAUGAAACGUAAAAAAAGUAGACAAAAUAUUUUUUUAUUGUAGAGGAUUCAUAAAAGUUUUAAACUAAGUUGGCAUUCAUUAUCUAGUAUACAUUUGAAGUUCAGUCUCUGUUUACUGGUCUGAGUCUGAUGGUCUGUGGACUUGUCUCUGCUUUCAGAGGAUUAAAGGGUUGCCUUGAUCAAAUCAGGCUGCCUGUCAGCAUCAUUCUUCACUGUCUGACUGGGAUCCUUAGAGAAAUCCUCCUCCUAAAAAGAAAAA
Molecule: messenger RNA, 2385 nt
Organism: Fundulus heteroclitus (mummichog)
Lineage: Eukaryota; Metazoa; Chordata; Actinopteri; Cyprinodontiformes; Fundulidae
Product: lysine-specific demethylase 4A-like
Exons: 6
Coding region: 195-1028 (277 amino acids)
Biological process (GO): chromatin remodeling
Cellular component (GO): nucleus
Molecular function (GO): histone H3K36 demethylase activity; histone H3K9 demethylase activity
Source: RefSeq, a predicted model, not a curated record